This is a messenger RNA of Hevea brasiliensis (rubber tree), 1365 nucleotides long. RefSeq lists its product as uncharacterized. The transcript has 3 exons. The record is from RefSeq and is a predicted model, not a curated record. Bases 1 to 1365 code for a protein of 454 amino acids. Lineage: Eukaryota; Viridiplantae; Streptophyta; Magnoliopsida; Malpighiales; Euphorbiaceae. Gene Ontology annotation, molecular function: RNA-DNA hybrid ribonuclease activity; nucleic acid binding. Gene Ontology annotation, biological process: DNA integration.
AUGACAAGAAAAGCAGUAAAAGGGAUUGUGAUAGCUGACCUCUUGGUUGAGAACCCAAUCAAUGAUUACGAACCCUUGGAUUUUGAAUUCCCAAAUGAAUAUAUUAAUGCAGUGGGCGAUGAUGCUGAGGGUCCAAAUGAUGUAUGGGAAAUGUAUUUUGAUGGAGUAGUCAAUUUAGCUGGUAAUGGGAUUGGAGCAGCGCUUGUUGCCCCAGAUGGGAGGCAUUUCCCAAUAGCUGUUAAGCUAAGGUUCAGCUACACAAACAAUGUAGCGGAGUAUAAAGCCUGCGUGAGUGGCUUACAGGCAGCCAUUGAAAUGAAGAUAAAGAAAUUAGAGGUGUACGGGGAUUCAGCUCUAAUCAUUUACCAAGUCAAAGGGGAAUGGCAAACUAAAGACCCGAAACUAAUCCCUUAUCAAAAAUAUCUCCUUGAACUAAUCAAGGAAUUUGAAGAGAUUUCUUUCACUCACUUGAGCCAGGACAAGAACCAAUUUGCUGACGCCUUAGCUAUUCUAGCAGUGACGACUCAUACGGAGGAAGGGCAAAUAACACAAUUGUUACAAAUCAAAGCAAAGAGUGAACCAGCAUACUGCCUUAUGAUCGAAGAACAAAUAGAUGGCAAACCCUGUGGAGAAAUCUUGUACAAGAGAAGCUCCAACGGUGAGUUAUUGAGGUGCGUAAAUGCCAAAGAAGCAAAGAGAAUUCUAUUUGAAACCCAUGAGGGGAACUACGCUACUCAUAGCAAUGGGUAUAUGAUGAUAAAUGUCCCGCUUCAUCAGCUCUAUAAUCUCGUCUCACCAUGGCCUUUUGCAAUGUGGGGUAUCGAUGUAAUCGGUCCAAUCAACCCAAAAGCAUCCAAUGGGUACAGAUUCAUUUUAGUAACCAUCGACUAUUUUACUAAAUGGGUUGAAGCAACUUCAUAUGCUCACAUCACUCAGAACACCUUUCUAAAAUUCUUCAAGAAUAAUAUGAUCCACCGGUAUAGUCUUCCUGGGGAGAUUGUCACUGAUAAUGCCAAAAAUCUGAAUGGUCUGAAGAUUCAAAAGUUGUGUGAUCAAUACAAGACACGGCAUCUCAAUUCAUCGCCAUAUCGAACCCAGAUGAAUGGAGCUGUAGAAGCUGCCAAUAAAAAUCUUAAGCGGAUAAUCGAAAAAAUGAUAGUUACUUAUAAAGAUUGGCAUGAUAUGCUUCCCUUUGCGCUUCAUGCCUAUCGAACUACAGUACAAACAUCAACUGGGGCAACUCCAUAUUCGCUGGUCUACAGGAUAGAAGCUGUUUUGCCAAUUGAGGUAGAAAUUCCUUCUUUAAGGAUUCUAAAAGAAGCAGAACUAGAUGAGACGGAAUGGGUUCAAUCAAGGUUAGAUUAG